This is a messenger RNA of Linum trigynum, 2895 nucleotides long. The record is from the annotation of a GenBank genome assembly. NCBI's taxonomy places the organism in Eukaryota, Viridiplantae, Streptophyta, Magnoliopsida, Malpighiales, Linaceae.
AUGGGUAUCGGAUCGCUAGACGCAGUUAUGAAAGAGUCUGUUGAUCUGGAAAAUGCACCAAUGGAGGAAGUGUUUCAGCAUCUCAAGUGUACAAGAGAAGGUCUGAGCUCCGAUGAGGUUCAGGAGCGGCUGGAGCUGUUCGGGUACAACAAGCUUGAAGAGAAGAAGGAGAGCAAAUUCCUCAAGUUCUUGGGGUUUAUGUGGAAUCCACUUUCGUGGGUCAUGGAAGCUGCUGCUCUGAUGGCCAUUACUCUUGCACAUGGAGGGGGGAAGAGUGCAGACUACCAUGAUUUCGUAGGCAUCAUACUGCUGCUCAUAAUCAACUCCACUAUCAGUUUCAUAGAGGAAAACAAUGCUGGCAACGCAGCUGCUGCUCUCAUGGCUCAGCUGGCACCGAAAGCCAAGGUCCUUCGAAGCGGGAGAUGGAGCGAGGAAGAUGCCGCCGUUUUGGUGCCUGGAGACAUUGUCAGCAUCAAGCUUGGUGAUAUCAUUCCCGCUGAUGCCCGCCUUCUCGAAGGAGACCCUUUAAAGAUUGAUCAGGCUGCUUUGACUGGAGAGUCGCUUCCUGUGACCAAGAGUCCUGGAGAUGGAGUCUACUCCGGCUCAACCUGCAAGCAAGGAGAGAUAGAGGCAGUAGUGAUCGCGACUGGUGUCCAUACAUUCUUCGGGAAAGCAGCUCAUCUUGUUGAUAGCACAAACAAUGUUGGCCAUUUCCAGCAGGUUCUGACAGCAAUUGGAAACUUCUGCAUUUGCUCCAUUGCUAUUGGCAUGGUGAUCGAGAUCGUGGUGAUCUAUGGCCUGCAAAAGAGGGCAUACCGAGUUGGGAUCGAUAAUCUGCUAGUUCUGCUGAUCGGUGGGAUCCCAAUAGCCAUGCCAACUGUUCUCUCAGUCACCAUGGCGAUUGGAUCACACCGCCUGUCUCAACAGGGCGCCAUAACGAAAAGAAUGACCGCCAUCGAAGAAAUGGCAGGGAUGGAUGUUCUCUGCAGUGAUAAAACAGGAACUCUGACACUUAAUAAACUUUCUGUAGAUAAAACCAUGGUUGAGGUUUUUGCAAGGGGCGUUGACAAGGACAUGGUCGUGCUUAUGGCUGCGAGAGCAUCAAGGCUGGAGAAUCAAGAUGCCAUUGAUACUGCAAUUGUUUCCAUGUUGGGAGAUCCCAAGGAGGCGCGAGCUGGGAUUAGAGAGAUCCACUUCCUUCCGUUCAAUCCAACUGACAAAAGGACUGCCCUGACUUACUUGGAUGGGGAAGGCAAAAUGCAUAGAGUCAGCAAAGGUGCACCAGAACAGAUCCUCAACCUAGCCCAUAAUAAAUCGGAGAUCGUCAACAAGGUCCACUCGAUCAUCGACAAAUUUGCAGAACGCGGAUUGAGAUCACUUGGAAUUGCCCGCCAGCAAGUUCCUGAUGGGAACAAAGACAGCGCUGGUGGUCCAUGGGAAUUUGUUGGCCUUCUUCCUCUCUUUGAUCCUCCUCGCCAUGACAGCGCCGAAACGAUCAGGAGAGCUUUGGAUUUAGGAGUAAGUGUGAAGAUGAUUACAGGUGACCAGCUCGCCAUUGGUAAAGAGACGGGAAGAAGACUCGGCAUGGGAACAAACAUGUACCCGUCUUCAGCUCUCCUUUCCGAGAGCGGAAGCGAAGCAACUGGGUCUCUCUCCAUUGAUGAACUCAUUGAGAAAGCUGAUGGCUUUGCCGGAGUCUUCCCUGAACAUAAGUACGAGAUCGUGAGGAGGCUUCAAGCUAGAAAGCACAUAUGCGGCAUGACUGGAGAUGGAGUGAACGAUGCACCUGCCUUGAAGAAAGCCGAUAUCGGUAUUGCUGUGGCGGAUUCAACCGAUGCUGCAAGAGGCGCUUCUGAUAUAGUGUUGACGGAGCCUGGUCUUAGCGUCAUCAUUAGCGCGGUGCUCACUAGCCGAUCUAUCUUCCAGAGAAUGAAGAACUACACAAUUUAUGCAGUGUCCAUCACCAUCCGUAUAGUGCUGGGAUUCAUGCUGCUAACUUGCUUCUGGAAAUAUGACUUCCCACCUUUCAUGGUUCUUGUCAUCGCCAUUCUUAAUGACGGUACAAUCAUGACCAUAUCCAAGGACAGAGUGAAGCCAUCCCCAGUUCCCGAUAGCUGGAGGCUCAGUGAGAUUUUCGCCACUGGAAUCAUCUUGGGCGGCUACUUAGCCCUCAUGACCGUUGUUUUCUUCUGGCUUGCAUACGAAACCGAUUUCUUCACGAAGCACUUCCAUGUAAAGAGCUUCCAGAAGGAAGACUACGACCUCACAAUCAAAGCAGUUGCUGAUAAACUCAACCAGCAGCUAGCCUCAGCAUUGUACCUCCAGAUUAGCACCAUCAGCCAAGCUUUGAUCUUCGUCACCCGCUCCAGAGGAUGGUCUUUCCAGGAACGCCCUGGCUUUCUGCUUGUCUUCGCCUUCCUCAUUGCCCAACUCAUCGCAACGGUGAUCUCGGCGGAAGCGAACUGGGAAUUCGCGGGAAUCAGAAGCAUAGGGUGGAAAUGGACUGGAGCGAUCUGGGCUUUCAACGUCGUCACUUACAUGCUGCUUGACCCCAUCAAAUUCAUGGUCACGUACGCACUCAGCGGCCGAGCAUGGGGGCUGGUUGUGGACAAAAGGACUGCGUUUUCAAACAACAAAGACUUCGGAAGGGAAGCGCGAGAAGCAGCAUGGGCGACGGAGCAGAGAACCCUCCACGGCCUUCGAAACGGCAACGACAUGAAAAUGUUCUCCGACAAGAGCACUUACAGGGAGAUCAGCUUGAUGGCCGAGGAAGCGAGGAAACGGGCCGAGAUCGCGAGGAUGAGGGAGCUUCAUACUUUCAAAGGAAGGGUCGAGUCGUUCGCCAAGCUCAGGGGAUAUGAUAUCGACUCCAUGAACCAACACUACACUCUCUGA